CAACUGGAUUCCCAUUAAAUUCUCUAGAGUGCAAGUUGUCACUUUGAAAGUGAAAUUUUCCGGAAGAUUAUUUCCGUUCUGGUCGUCCACGGGUCGGGUCGCCUUUUAUUGGCGGUUUAUCGGAAUUGAUAUCAUCUCAGAGUCUUGGUACGUGAUAAUGUUGGAAAUGACGCGAUGCCUUACUAUUGCAAUAGUGAUUUUUGUGAUUUCAACUCAAUUUACACGGGUUCUCCCCGAUGGCGAUGCGGGUGCUAAUGUCGUUGGAAAUGGUGACGAGAAUUUACGGAAAGAUCCGUCGGUGUUUAUUCUGAUACUGGUGCGAAAUAAGGAACACACGCUACCGUAUUUCCUCACUUAUUUGGAGAAGCUGAACUAUCCCAAGCAUCGCCUGUCGCUGUGGAUUCGAUCCGACCACAAUGAAGAUCGCAGCAUUGAAAUACUCCAAAAAUGGGUCAAUCGAACAUCAAGCUCCUAUCAUAGUGUUGAUUUCGAAUUUGAUUCUCAACCUGGAGGAUACCAAAAUGAGUCCUCACCAACAGAUUGGCCUAAAGAACGCUUCAAACAUCUCAUUUACUUGAAGAACAAAGCACUGGAAAGGGCCCAGAAAAUGUGGGCAGACUUCAUUUUGUUCCUAGACGCUGAUACUUUCCUAACCGAUCCAAAUGCCCUACGCUACCUCACUGCCUACGAUGUUCCAAUAGUGUCUCCAAUGCUGCGAUCAGACGGUUUAUAUUCGAAUUACUGGUGUGGCAUGACUGAGGACAACUACUACAAAAGAACGGACGAAUAUAAAGAGAUCUACGAAUAUAAGAAAGUUGGAAAUUUCCCUGUACCAAUGGUGCAUAGCGUGGUUUUGGUAAAUUUAAAUUAUGCCAAAACUGCUCUUCUGACUUUCGAUCCUGACGAAUUGGUUACUGUUCAAAGGCAUUUAGAUUAUACGAAGCUCUACAAGGGACCAACCGAUGAUAUUAUUGUUUUUGCGGUAUCGGCAAGAUCGAUUGGUUUGGAAAUGUUGAUAAGUAAUGAACAUCAGUAUGGAUAUCUGCUGUCGCCGUUGGAGAAGGAGGAGCCAAUUGAGCGCGAAUAUCAACAAUUUAUUAAUACCAAAGUGAAUAUAGUGAAUGAUAUCCCCAGUGGUAUUGUGGAGAUUGAGGAUUAUUUGCAGGAAUAUAUUCAAUAUCCUGAAAUUGAUCGUGUCACCCUGGAUAAAAUUUACAUGAUCAAUUUAUUACGACGUCCUGAACGACGCAUAAAAAUGGAGAAGAGCUUUAGGGAAUUAGGUCUCGAAGUCGAGCACUUCCCGGCAGUUGACGGACGUGAUUUAAGUUUAGAUAUAAUCGAGAAAAUGGGAAUACGGUUCCUUCCAGGCUAUGAAGAUCCUUAUCAUCAUCGCCAAAUGACAAUGGGCGAGAUUGGAUGCUUUCUCAGCCACUACAAAAUAUGGGAGAAAAUGGUCGAGCUUGAACAAAAAGAAGUUUUAAUUCUAGAAGAUGACAUCCGAUUUGAACCGUUCUUUAAAGACAAAGCAAUUCAAUUGUUGGAGGAGGCACGUUUUGUUGAAGACUGGGAUCUAAUAUACUUUGGACGGAAACGUCUUGAAGAUGAAGAAGAACCUUACGUGGAUGGAGCUAACAACCUCGUUUACGUUGGAUAUUCAUACUGGACCUUAGGCUAUGUGAUCUCCUUGAGUGGUGCUAAAAAGCUUCUUGCGGUCGACCCCUUACGAAAGUUGAUUCCCGUUGACGAGUUUUUACCGGUAAUGUUUGACCGGCAUCCGAAUAAAACGUGGAGCAAUGCAUUCGAGCCGCGAAAUUUAAUUGCCUUUAGUGCUGCUCCCUUGAUACUCUUUCCGACACAUUAUACCGGGGACGAUGGCUAUAUAUCCGAUACAGAAGAUUCGGUGGUAACUCCAUUAACUUACGAUCUUGCUACGGAAAGCAACGCACAAUUGAAAAGUGAUAAAGGCCGUGAAAAUUCUUCUGAUAGUUUUAUUGAUGAUCAGGAAAUAGAUAAUAAGCACAAGAGUGCAAGCAACGUUUUGAUACAGGAGAUUCGAGAUGGAGUUGCUGCUGCUUCGAAACAUGAUGCCAAUGAAUUAUGAUUGAGUUAACUUGCCAUAUUUGCCGAUACGCACAUUACAUUUUUACUUUCCCGCUAAUCAGCGAAUCUCUUUUGCUCUGAAGUUGAUGCUGAGCUACAACGUCCUGAUUUUUAAGAUUCCAAAGCGCAUAAUUAAAAUAUAAAUUUGAGCUCAACAAUCUUUGCACUGCUAUAUCGUUCCAUUUGCGGAGUAUCAUACUGCAGGGUUCUCUCCGCUUUCAAAAAAAAAAACCUUCAUUUAUUGUAUUGCGAUCUCACUAAAAGAUAAAUUAACUACGCAUGGAAAAUCAAAAGGAUGCAGUGCAAACUUGGACAUGCAGAUAUGCUUAACUGUUGUAAUUUCAUAAGCAAAUACUCGAAUUGACAAUAUUUUUUAUUGCUUUGCAAACCUUUACUCAUUAAGGAAAGAGGAAACAAUGUGCCUUAUAACAUACUACUGCUUUUGUUAGUGCUAAUUUAGGAUUACAGUUAAGUUUCAUGUUGUUCAUUUCUCAUGUGUUGUUUUUACAAACAUUUUAAACAAACAUAAAACCAUGUUUUUACUCCCAUAUACCUUAUACAUAUACAUUUGUAGAUCAUAACGAAUAAGCAAUCUCAAAUUUUUCUAAAUAAAAACGUGAUUAUUGAAAAA
This is a messenger RNA of Hermetia illucens (black soldier fly), 2731 nucleotides long. Its product is annotated as glycosyltransferase 25 family member. NCBI's taxonomy places the organism in Eukaryota, Metazoa, Arthropoda, Insecta, Diptera, Stratiomyidae. The coding region runs from base 158 to 2101 and encodes 647 amino acids. Gene Ontology annotation, molecular function: procollagen galactosyltransferase activity. The record is from RefSeq and is a predicted model, not a curated record. The transcript has 5 exons.